CGUUAAAGAAAAAAAAGGAGAAAAUGUCGCCAUUAAAUAUUCUUCUCUCUCGGUCUCGGUGCCCCCGUUCCUUUCUCUAUCGUUGUUUUUCUCCCGGGAGUCUGAAGCAGAUUCUCUAGAAUUCCCACUUCCCUCAAAAUUCCAAAUCGCAUUCGUUUCUGGACCCGAAAAAAAAAAAGAGUAGGAACAGUAAUAUAUAGGAGAAACCGACUUUGUAGGCUGGCACGGUUUACUGGGUUUUGUUUUUCUUUUCUUGGUGAACUCAUCGUGACUCGUUGCUAGUGAAAGAAACAACUCGCUCUGCGACUCGAUAGUGCUUCCGUCAUCAUCAAGAUUGCACAUUGGUUCAACGAAUUGCAAAAUCUUUUCUGACUUUACUCGACCAAGGCUAGAAACAGAGGGAGCUCGCAUAUUUGCAAUGGUUCAAGAUACUUCUUGUGGUGAUUUACAUCAGAGACGGCCGGUUCUGUUAAAAGAUCAAGUCCAAUUGGUUAAGAGAAAGACUUCUGAUCGAUAUGAGAUUGCUUCAAUUCAAGACCCUUUGUCAUUUGACAAGGGUUUUUUUAUAGUAAUCAGGGCAUGUCAAUUGCUAGCCCAAAAGAAUGAGGGAAUAAUAUUGGUAGGCGUGGCAGGUCCUUCUGGGGCUGGAAAGACCGUGUUCACAGAAAAGAUACUCAACUUUAUGCCCAAUGUUGCUGUUAUUUCGAUGGACAACUACAAUGAUUCUAGUCGAAUCGUUGAUGGCAACUUUGAUGAUCCACGCUUGACAGACUAUGACACUUUGCUCCAGAAUGUCCAUGAUUUAAAGGCAGGGAAGGAGGUCCAGAUUCCAAUUUAUGAUUUCAAGUUUAGUUCCCGUACAGGAUACAGGAAACUUGAAGUCCCAAGCUCUCAUAUUGUGAUCAUUGAGGGCAUCUAUGCUUUGAGUGAAAGGCUAAGACCUCUGCUGGACCUCCGUGUGUCUGUAACAGGUGGAGUUCACUUUGACCUUGUCAAAAGGGUUCUGCGGGAUAUACAGCGUGCUGGCCAAGAACCCGAAGAUAUAAUUCAGCAAAUAUCUGAAACGGUAUAUCCAAUGUACAAGGCCUUUAUUGAGCCAGAUCUCCAAACAGCACAUAUAAAAAUCAUCAACAAAUUCAAUCCAUUUAAUGGAUUUCAGAGUCCUACUUAUAUAUUAAAGUCAGCGAGGAAGGUGAUGGUGGAUCAAGUCAAGGCUAUUUUCACCGAACAUCAUACCGAAACAACAGAGCAUACUUUUGAUAUAUACCUUCUUCCACCUGGUGAAGACCCAGAGGCUUGCCAAUCAUAUCUAAGGAUGCGGAACAAAGAUGGAAAAUACAGUCUCAUGUUUGAGGAAUGGGUGACAGAUAAUCCAUUUGUUAUUUCACCAAGAAUAACUUUUGGGGUUAGUGUGCGUCUUCUUGGUGGACUAAUGGCCUUGGGGUACACAAUAGCAGCAAUUCUUAAGAGAAGCAGCCAUGUAUUUUCUGAUGAUAGAGUCUGUGUAAAAAUUGAUUGGCUGGAGCAACUGAAUCGUCAUUAUGUUCAGGUGCAAGGACAUGAUCGCUUAGUUGUAAAAUAUGUUGCCGAGGAGCUGGGAAUGGAGGGUUCAUACAUUCCUAGGACCUAUAUUGAACAAAUUCAACUGGAAAAGCUUGUAAAUGAGGUCAUGGCCCUCCCAGAAGAUUUGAAGACAAAGCUGAGCCUAGAUGAGGAUCUGGUUUCAAGCCCCAAAGAAGCUCUUACUAGAGCUCCUGCAGAUAGAGUGGCCUUGAGAAAUAAGCAUCUUAAGAGUGGUAUGUCACAUUCAUAUUCAACCCAGAGGGACAUGAAUCUGGCCAAGCUUACUGGAUACGCUGCCAACAGUAGAAGGUUUGAUGAGAGAAACACGGAGUCCCCAGCAACAGUGGCAAACCAGCUGUCAGAACAAAUCUCGUCACUGAAUGAUAGAAUGGAUGAGUUUACAAAUCGUAUUGAAGAGUUGAAUUCCAAGUUAACCGUCAAGAAAAGUUCUUCCAGCCAACAAAACAUGUCUAUUCAAGCAGACGCCUGCAAUGGCUCUGCUCCCACUUCUUAUUUCAUCUCUACUUUAAGCAAUGGUUCGUUGACUGGGUCCAUAAUGCCUAAUUCGUCAUCUUCAUCCCAGCUGGGUAAAGAGUCUCCUUUGAUGGAAGAGAUAUCAGGAAUUGCACGAGGACAACGCCAAAUCAUGCAUCAGUUGGACAAUCUUAACAAUAUUGUCCGAGAGAGUUUGCAAGCGAGGUCUCACCAAGUAAAAACAAACCGGAGAAGCAUUGUGGCUGAUGUUGAACCCAUUGCAGUUCCUAUUAUUUUAUCACUAGCUAUUGGUGGUCUAGGAGUCUUCUUGAUCAAGGGCUUUAUAACUCGAAACUGAAUCUUUCACCCAGUACAGUUUUUACAAUUUUGUGGACUGUUUCAAUUUUGUUCUCUUCCCAUUUUUACUGUUUUCCAGUCUUGCAAAUUUGCAGCACCCCCCCAUGCUCGGGAAAAGGGUCUCUCUCAGUUGACACUUGUCAGUAACUGAUAGUGGUUGUAGAUACUACAACUUAAGAGCCUUCGGUGUUCUAUUCGAGGGAUUUUUAAGUAAGGGGGUACAGUUGUCAAUCUUCUAA
This is a messenger RNA of Carya illinoinensis, 2633 nucleotides long. RefSeq names its product inorganic pyrophosphatase TTM2. NCBI's taxonomy places the organism in Eukaryota, Viridiplantae, Streptophyta, Magnoliopsida, Fagales, Juglandaceae. The transcript is spliced from 13 exons. The record is from RefSeq and is a predicted model, not a curated record. Gene Ontology annotation, cellular component: cytoplasm. Gene Ontology annotation, molecular function: ATP binding; kinase activity. Bases 419 to 2395 code for a protein of 658 amino acids.